AUGGUUGAAGAAGUUAAACAAAAGUCCGACGGGUCUCUUGAACGUUACCAAGCGCGACUUGUCGCUCAAGGUUACAAUCAACAACAUGGACUAGACUAUGAUCAAACAUUUAGUCCAGUGGUGAAACCAGUCACCAUUCGUAUUGUUCUUGCUAUUGCUGCAUCUAAGAAAUGGCCAGUCCAUCAAUUAGAUGUCAAGAAUGCCUUCUUGCAUGACACUCUUAAUGAGCUGGUAUACAUGAAACAGCCUACAUGCUUUGUUCAUCUACAAUUUCCACAUCAUGUUUGUCGGUUGAACAAAGCUCUUUAUGGCUUAAAGCAAGCCCUGCAGGCAUGGUUUCAACGUUUUACUUCUUUAAUUCUUUGUCAUGGUUUUAAAAAUAGUAUGUCAGAUUCUCCUCUAUUUAUCUACAAAAAUAAUACUGACAUUGCUAUUCUUCUCAUCUAUGUGGACGAUAUUCUUCUUAUCGCUUCUUCUUCUACUUUACUUAGUUCUUUGAUCGCGGCCUUAAAAUCAGAAUUUUCCAUGAAUGAUUUAGGUUUGAUUAAUUUCUUUCUUGGCAUCUCUGUAACUUCUCGAGAUGGUGGUUACUUUAUUUGUCAGUCCAAAUAUAUUAAAGAUCUCCUAGGUCGUGCCAACCUUCUUUCUUCCAAACCUGUUACUUCACCUAUUUCCCCGAAAUCUAUACAUAAUUCUAGUGACUCAUCUCCAUUCUCAGAUGCUACUCUCUAUAGGAGCCUUGUUGGUGGUCUUCAAUAUCUUACAUUUACCCGUCCAGAUAUUGCAUUUGCUGUUAAUAGAGUGUCCCAGUUUAUGCAUUCACCCUCGGUGACUCAUUUUACUGCGGUGAAACGUAUUCUACGAUACUUGAAUGUCUCUUUGACUCGUGGUUUGUUCAUUCCUGGUGGUUCUAUUGAUAGUUUGUCCUGUUAUAGUGAUGCCGAUUGGGCUGGCUGCCCUACCACUCGACGAUCUACCUCAGCUUUUUGCUUGUUUCUUGGUUCUAAUCUUGUUUCUUGGUCUUCUAAAAAGUAG
Nicotiana tabacum (common tobacco) is the source of this 1035-nucleotide messenger RNA. The record is from RefSeq and is a predicted model, not a curated record. NCBI's taxonomy places the organism in Eukaryota, Viridiplantae, Streptophyta, Magnoliopsida, Solanales, Solanaceae.